AUGCCACCUGUGCGUUUGGAUCCUAUUUAUGUCUCCUUCCACAAUGACGAUCCCCGCAUGACUCCAGCGUCUCUCGUUGACGGCUCCAACGACACAUUUGUCCUCACAACCGGUGGAUUCCCGCAGGAUAUCAUUCUCACUGUUGGCACCACCGCCGCGGCGAAUCUCACCCGUCUCCGCCUCACUCUUCACGAGGCCCGCGAGAUUGAUGUUGGCCGCUGCUCCACAGCCCUCCCCACCUCCUUUGAGUCCGUCGCCCGCCGCACACUCCGCCGCAGCACAGACGGUGCCCGGCAGGUGGAACAACUCGAUUUGGACCCCAACGGUGCGGGGAAGGGUGUGCGAUACAUACGUGUACGUCUGCUGUCGGGAUACAGUCAAUUUGUCGCCAUGUGGGGAGUGGAGGCGGAGGGAGAGGAGUCACAGCAGCGUAUCGCCGUGUUGGAAUCACGACCGGAAGUGGUUAUGUGA
Molecule: messenger RNA, 471 nt
Organism: Trypanosoma theileri
Lineage: Eukaryota; Euglenozoa; Kinetoplastea; Trypanosomatida; Trypanosomatidae
Product: Placental protein 25 (PP25)
Exons: 1
Coding region: 1-471 (156 amino acids)
Biological process (GO): intraciliary transport
Cellular component (GO): centrosome; intraciliary transport particle B; cilium
Source: RefSeq, a predicted model, not a curated record